Molecule: messenger RNA, 2398 nt
Organism: Macaca mulatta (Rhesus monkey)
Lineage: Eukaryota; Metazoa; Chordata; Mammalia; Primates; Cercopithecidae
Source: RefSeq, a predicted model, not a curated record
AGGUACUAUGGCAAUUUAUUCAUUUACAUGUAGGAUUGUUAAAAGUGCUGCUCCAUUUAGAUAAAUUUCAUAACAAUCUCAGAUUCCUGUUGUACUCCAAAUACUGAAGAUAUAAUUGCAUUCAUCCAUAAUAAUUUUAUGAGAAAACAUAUAUUUAUAAAAAAGUUAGCUAAAAUAAGAGGUAAAGUCUAUUUUCUAAAAAAAAGGCCAAAGUUGGCCUGCUUAAUGGGACAUGAAAAAAACUAUUUGGCCUCAUUAAAAUAUUACCAACUAAAUUAGUGAACUUAAUUAAAUGACAUCAAGUUAUCAAAAUGCCAUGCGACAAAUAAGACAGUACAUUCUCUAGAGUGAUGUAGUAAUCGUGGCAACUCAACAUCAGUUUGCAAGUUUUUUUUUAAAUCAGUAUAAAUUUGUGGUAGUGACUGCAACAUCACUGCUGAUCAAUCUCUUUGUUUAGCGAAUAUAUGCAAAGUAAUCUGUAGGCUUUUUAGGAUAUAGAAAGACUGAGAGGAGUAUUUAGAGGUACAUCAUAUGACAUUAUAAACCUCUAAUUGUCUAAACUUUUAUUAAAAUUUAAAUGCCUCCAGGAAAGAUGAAAAAUGUGCAAUGGUAAUUAUUAAAAAUUCAAGAAACUCACCAUUUUUGGAUAUCCUUAUUCAUAUUUCACAUGGAUUGUACACUAUAGAACUUAUUACUCAAUGAAAAGCCAUUCAUCCUAGUAUUGCUUUCUGCCACUGUUAAUAUCAGAAUUCUGAGAGGCAGUUGGUUGAGGCAUUUUAGGAUGUACUAGAUAUUGUAACUACUAUAAAAUCUUGAUGCCUUCAUCAACUCCUAUAUUUUUUCAAAACAAAAUAUGGCAUAAUUUUAGACCCAUAACAAGUUUAGAAUUGUUCCAAAAUGUAGGUAAGCAUGAUAAUGCAUAUGAAGUUUUUCAUAAGUUUUGAUGAAUAUACCAGGAAUAUGAUGUUUCUAAUCCUGAUGACAAGAAUGAUAGUGAAGCUGGUUUUGCAAUAGCAGUGAGAGAGUAAUGGUUGUAAUCACUGUCACAUGUUACCUAUUAUUUUGGGACUUACAAGGGCAUGGAAGCCUGAAAUCACCAGAGUUGUUCCUUUCCUUUUGCUACUGAGGACAUUCCUUUGAGAACGUACAAUAUGGAAAAUACACAGCAUGCCUAUGAUGAAGAAUACGAGUGCAGACUAUGACUACUCGUGAGAGAAAAGUUACAUCUAGGUGGUAAACAAUGAGUAAGAUUUAUACAAAAUGUUUAUUUUUCCUUAAUUUUAUCUUAUUGUAAACAUCAUUUCUGCUUCAGAGAAACAGAAUGGUGAGACAACUGAGAAUAAAGAUGUUUUAUUGAUGUUAUUAAUAUUUUUGAGAUUAUCUCUAUAUUGAUUUAAUACCCUUUGAUGCACACACUUUGAUUUUUAGAGAGAAACUCGUCUAAGAUAUGAUCUGUGAAAAUCACACCAGGGUCACUGAAUUUAUUCUUCUUGGUUUUACAAACAACCCCGAGAUGCAAGUUUCCCUCUUUAUUUUGUUCCUGGCCAUUUAUACAGUCACUUUGUUGGGCAACUUUCUUAUUGUCACAGUUACCAGUGUGGAUCCCGCACUUCAAACACCCAUGUACUUCUUUCUUCGAAAUCUAUCACUUCUUGAAGUAUGUUUCACCUUGGUUAUGGUGCCAAAGAUGCUUGUAGAUCUAGUGUCCCCAAGAAAAAUCAUCUCUUUUGUGGGCUGUGGUACCCAGAUGUACUUCUUCUUCUUAUUUGGCAGUUCUGAAUGUUUCCUUCUCUCCAUGAUGGCUUAUGAUCGCUUUGUGGCCAUCUGUAACCCUCUCCGUUAUUCAGUCAUAAUGAACAGGUCCCUAUGCUGGUGGAUGGCCAUGGGUUCUUGGAUGUCCGGUGUUCCUGUGUCUAUGCUACAGACGGCUUGGAUGAUGGCCCUGCCUUUCUGUGGACCAAAUGCCGUGGACCACUUUUUCUGUGAUGGUCCCCCAGUGUUAAAACUAGUCACAGUGGAUACAACCAUGUAUGAAAUGCAAGCACUUGCCUCCACACUCCUGUUUAUCAUGUUUCCCUUUUCUCUCAUUUUGGUUUCCUACACCCGCAUUAUCAUAACAAUUCUGAGGAUGUCCUCUGCCACUGGUCGCCAGAAGGCAUUUUCUACUUGUUCCUCACACCUCAUUGUGGUGUCUCUCUUCUAUGGAACAGCCAGUCUGACCUACCUGAGGCCCAAAUCAAACCAGUCUCCUGAGAGCAAGAAGCUAGUGUCAUUGUCCUACACUGUCAUCACACCUAUGCUAAACCCCAUCAUCUACAGCCUGAGGAACAAUGAAGUGAAAGGGGCUGCCAAGAGGACAAUCACUCAAAAAGUCUUACAGAAGUUAGAUGUGUUUUGA